Molecule: messenger RNA, 342 nt
Organism: Penicillium hordei
Lineage: Eukaryota; Fungi; Ascomycota; Eurotiomycetes; Eurotiales; Aspergillaceae
Exons: 4
Coding region: 1-342 (113 amino acids)
Source: RefSeq, a predicted model, not a curated record
AUGACUAGUAAUCAUGAGAUCCUCGGUUCGACUCCGAGUGUGAGCAUUUUUUUGCCUUAUUUCCACUAUAUUUCCAGGAAUGCGUUAUACAGCCAGUGGACAGAGUUUUUACAUCAUUUGGCCCACACCCUAGUGAUUAUUAGUACAGGUGUAACACGCUCGCAUGGCUUAGUGGUAAAGCGCAUGACUAGUAAUCAUGAGAUCCUCGGUUCGACUCCGAGUCCUCCACCAAUCAGCUCGCAUGGCUUAGUGGUAAAGCGCAUGACUAGUAAUCAUGAGAUCCUCGGUUCGACUCCGAGUUACUCAAAGCUGAAAAGUAAAUCUAUUGCUCGCAUGGCUUAG